Molecule: messenger RNA, 1718 nt
Organism: Ilex paraguariensis (yerba mate)
Lineage: Eukaryota; Viridiplantae; Streptophyta; Magnoliopsida; Aquifoliales; Aquifoliaceae
Source: the annotation of a GenBank genome assembly
UUACAGCUUGCAAAGCCUUCUGAAUAAUUCAUCUCCUCUUAGGGCUGGUGCUUUGCCAAAAAAUGGGUUUAGUUGGAACUCAAAAACCUCAUGCAGUGUUGGUUCCAUACCCAGCACAGGGCCAUGUGAACCCUUUGAUGCGACUUGCCAAACUUCUACACUCAAGAGGCUUCCAUAUCACCUUUGUCAAUACAGAAUUUAACCACAACCGUUUGAUUAAGUCAAACGGACCGGAAUCUGUGGAGGGCUUGCCUGACUUCAAGUUCGAGACCAUACCGGAUGGUAUGCCACCAUCAACUCGUGAUGCAACCCAAGAUGUACCACAGUUAUGCUACUCGACUAGAAAGAACUGUUUGGUUCCGUUCAAAGAAUUAUUAGGAAAGUUGAAUUCAUCUUCCGACAUACCCCCAGUUACGUGCAUAAUUUCAGAUGGAGUUAUGAGCUUUGGUGUGAAAGCUGGGGAAGAUAUGGGCAUUCCAGAAGUUCAAUUCUGGACUGCUUCUGCUUGUUCCUUCAUGGGAUACUUGCACUAUCGUGAACUUAUCAAAAGAGGCAUUUUUCCAUUUAAAGAUGAUACCUACAAUACUGAUGGCACUCUUGAUUCACCUAUUGAUUGGAUUCCUGGCAUGAGAGACAUAAGAUUCAGAGAUCUUCCAAGUUUCUUCAGAACCACCGACCCAAAUGACAUCAUGUUUGACUUCAUGGGAGAGGAAGCACAUAACUGUUUAAAUGCUUCUGCUAUAAUUUUUAACACUUUUGAUGCAUUAGAACGUGAGGUGUUAGAGGGAUUCAUAUCCAAGUUUAAUUAUCCCAACAUUUAUACAAUAGGGCCACUUUCACUACUGGGUAGGCAUGUGCUAGAGAGCCAAGUCAUGUCACUUAAUUCAAGUUUAUGGAAGCCAGACUCAGAUUGUUUGAAAUGGUUGGAUCAAAAAGAGAGGGACUCAGUAGUGUAUGUGAAUUAUGGAAGUGUGACAACCAUGACUAACCAACACUUCAAGGAAUUUGCAUGGGGGCUUGCAAAUAGCAAGCAACCAUUUCUAUGGAUUGUUCGGCCAGAUAUCGUGCAGGGUGAUUCGGCCAUGUUGCCUAAAGCAUUUCUCGAGGAGACAAAGGAUAGAGGAUUAUUAACCAGUUGGUGUGCACAAGAUGAAGUUCUAGCCCACCCAGCUAUUGGUGCCUUUCUGACUCAUUGUGGAUGGAACUCUACGAUAGAGAGCAUAUGUGGUGGCGUUCCUGUGAUCUGUUGGCCUUUCUUUGCUGAUCAGCAAACGAAUUGUCGAUACUCGUGCGUCGAAUGGGAGAUUGGAAUGGAGAUCAAUAAUGAUGUGAAGAGAGAGGAAGUUGAAGAACUUGUCAGAGAGAUGAUGAAAGGGGAGAAAGGGAAGAAGAUGAGGAGCAAAGCUAAGGAAUGGAAGAACAAAGCAGAAGAGCUACUUAUGUUGGGGGAUCAUCCUAUGAUAACUUUGAUAAAUUUAUCAAGAAGACUCUUCAUCAUGAAGAGAAGUAACAAACCCUGGAAGAUACUAUUUCUACUACUUAUAUAUUACAAGUAGAAUGCAUGGUAUGUAAGAUAAUGGUUGAAUUUAGUCAUCAAUAAUACUACUUUGGCUUAAUUAUUGUCUCAAUUCACUAUCGUUAUUGGAUUGACAAUGGAUCUCAAUUGGUAUUUGGAUGCACUGGUAAUUCAAUGAUAAUAGUGGAUCAAAUCGACAAAU